GGCCCAGGCGAGGCGAUGCGCGUCGCGGACCACGGAACCAAGCAGACCGACCGAGUCAAUCAAUCCGGCGAGUUGUGCGUGUGCGGCGCGGGGUGUGUGUGUGCGCGCGUGAGGCAUGGCGACCACGCGCGACCGUGGCGCCGGCGGCGGAUCGGCGUCGAGGGUCGGCGACGGGGACGUCGACCUGGGCGAGGGCUGGGACUGGGGCGCCAUCCCGCGGCUCCUCUCCUCCGCCUGCCUCUUCCUCUGCUCCGGAGCAGAGGCUGUUUUGGUUGCUGCGAUAAGACUGUAAAACAACUGGGUGAACUGUCCAGAAACCUAAUCACCCAUGACCAAAUAACCAUUGGAGAGCCAUAUUGGAGCACAACCACCAUCGAGGUUGAACCAGCAGAUCUCAGGGGUGUUUCUCCAAUGAGUACAUCUAACUGGGCCUUUGAUCAGCAUGGAACUGGUAGCAGUCAUAACCUUCCUGGACUUGGUAAUAAUGGACUCAUCCUGUGGGAACAGACUAGGCAGGAGUGGACUGAAAUUAGAAGUCUACGGCCGAAGGUGAAGCAGGUUCGCGAACCAGUAUUGAGUUGGAAUGCAGCAUAUGAGAGUCUGCUUGGAUCAAAUAAGCCAUUUCCUCAACCCAUUCCUCUUCAUGAGAUGGUCGAUUUCCUUGUGGACAUCUGGGAGCAGGAGGGGCUGUAUGACUAGCGCAAAUGAUUUCAUGGGAUAACAUAUCUGGGAUAACACAUAGUUGUUCCUCAAGAGAGGGGAAAAAAGAAUGACAUAGGGUGUGUAGGCUUGAGAUGAGGUGGCCUGUCAUACUUGUUUUUGUCAAUGGAGGCCUGUUGUACUUGCAGAAUACCGAGCUUGUAAUGCUAGAGAAGUCCUGAUACUGAUAGUGGCUUUGUUGAAUUUGUCAAAGAAAGUUGUGAGAGGUUGAGUUGUGACAAAAAGUGCGAUUUGUAUUUGAUUAAGAAGGCUUUAACAGUUAACACGAUGGCAGUUGCGUGUUGGUUCGAGAUGGUUGGAUUAUUCUAAGGAGCGAGGAGUCAUGUAAGUGUCCAGUUCGUGGUGAAUGCAACCUUUGACUGAUCCAGUUCCGGACUGUUAAAAUUCGUUCGUUCUGUAAUGUGAAGUGGCUGUGACUUGUCAUUUU
This is a messenger RNA of Sorghum bicolor (sorghum), 1147 nucleotides long. RefSeq lists its product as uncharacterized. Bases 16 to 699 code for a protein of 227 amino acids. The record is from RefSeq and is a predicted model, not a curated record. NCBI's taxonomy places the organism in Eukaryota, Viridiplantae, Streptophyta, Magnoliopsida, Poales, Poaceae. The transcript is spliced from 5 exons.